CCAAUGUUUGGGAUGAUUGUAUACACCUGUGUCCAUGGAGGGGAUUGGAACACCUGAAUCACAUGAUAUGGAGGGGAUUGGAACACCUGAAUCACAUGAUAUGGAGGGGAUUGGAACACCUGAAUCACAUGAUAUGGAGGGGAUUGGAACACCUGAAUCACAUGAUAUGGAGGGGAUUGGAACACCUGAAUCACAUGAUAUGGAGGGGAUUGGAACACCUGAAUCACAUGAUAUAGAGGGGAUUGGAAACACCCAAAUCACAUGAUAUGGAGGGGAUUGGAACACCCGAAUCACAUGAUAUGGAGGGGAUUGGAACACCUGAAUCACAUGAUAUGGAGGGGAUUGGAACGCCUGAAUCACAUGAUAUGGAGGGGAUUGGAACGCCUGAAUCACAUGAUUUGGAGGGGAUUGGAACACCUGAAUCACAUGAUAUGGAGGGGAUUGGAACACCUGAAUCACAUGAUAUGGAGGGGAUUGGGGACACCUGAAUCACAUGAUAUAGAGGGG
This is a messenger RNA of Staurois parvus, 507 nucleotides long. NCBI's taxonomy places the organism in Eukaryota, Metazoa, Chordata, Amphibia, Anura, Ranidae. The record is from the annotation of a GenBank genome assembly.